Pungitius pungitius (ninespine stickleback) is the source of this 4939-nucleotide messenger RNA. It is a transcript of the gene wdr26b, whose product is annotated as WD repeat domain 26b. The coding region runs from base 453 to 2282 and encodes 609 amino acids. The record is from RefSeq and is a predicted model, not a curated record. Lineage: Eukaryota; Metazoa; Chordata; Actinopteri; Perciformes; Gasterosteidae. Gene Ontology annotation, molecular function: protein binding. Gene Ontology annotation, cellular component: GID complex. The transcript is spliced from 14 exons. Gene Ontology annotation, biological process: proteasome-mediated ubiquitin-dependent protein catabolic process.
CUCGGUAGUGUAGGAAUUUCCGGUUACGUCAGAGCGUCAGGACUCCAUUAGAGCUGCAGCUGAUUUGAGAGAAACAACAACAAAAACGGGCUAACUGUCAGCGCUCUUAUAGUGACAGUCCGUUCAGAGUCAGACACCGAGGCCUCAGAUCUGGAAGCUUAACCUAAAUUUCCCACCCGGAGCUCCGCCGGCUUCUAACCACGGCCGCUCUCGGUGAGGAAACUCUGGCCUCCGCUUCCUCCUCCUCCGACUCGGACACCGGCGGAGCGUCGCCGCCCCCGCGGAAGAAGCACCGAGCCUCGGCGGCGGAGGGAGCAGGAGAGCCCGGGGCUUCAGCGGUUAUAACAGGCCUCUCCGGAAUCGUUUUAGGACUUGCCACUCACUCUCCACACUCUCAAGCCACCUCUACCAUCCACUUUAACCGAAGUGUCGUCAACAACCUCAGCAGCAGUAUGCAGGCAAACGGGGCAGGACAGGGACAAGAUUCUUCAGAGCUCUCCUGCCUUAACAGCGCACAAAACGGGGAGUCAUCCUCGGCCGGAGGAACGCACUCCAACGGGCUUCUCUCCAGCACGGACAACGGGAAUAGCGUCGGUACCAGUAACGGGUCUUCGGCCGGGCCCGCUUCGGGGACUUCGGCUUCCUCCGCGGCUUCGGGCUCGGAGGUCGGCUCUCUGAAAAAGAAAAAACGACUAUCGCAGGCGGAGGAAGAUGUCAUACGAUUAAUAGGGCAACAUCUCCACGGACUGGGGCUGAAUCAGACAGUUGACCUGCUGAUGCAGGAAUCAGGCUGCCGACUGGAACACUCUUCUGCUACCAAAUUCCGCAACCAUGUCAUGGAGGGAGAGUGGGACAAGGCUGAGAAUGAUCUCAAUGAGCUGAGAGCACUGAUGCAUUCUCCCAAUGCCAUUGUGCGUAUGAAGUUCCUGUUGCUGCAGCAGAAGUACCUCGAAUAUCUGGAGGAUGGAAAAGUCCUGGAGGCUCUGCAGGUGCUCCGAGGAGAGCUGACGCCGCUCAAGUACAACACAGACCGCAUCCACGUACUCAGCGGGUACCUCAUGUGCAGCCACGCUGAGGACCUGAAGGCCAAGGCAGAGUGGGAGGGCAAAGGCACCGCGUCACGCUGCAGACUGCUGGACAAGUUACAGACGUACCUGCCGCCUUCUGUGAUGCUGCCCCCUCGGCGGAUGCAGACCCUCCUGCGGCAGGCGGUGGAGCUGCAGAGGGACCGCUGCCUCUAUCACAACACCAAGCUGGACAGUAAUCUGGACUCGGUCUCCCUCCUCCUCGAUCACGUCUGCAGCAGGAAGCAGUUCCCCUGUUACACUCAACAGAUUCUGACAGAGCACUGCAACGAGGUGUGGUUCUGCAAGUUCUCAAAUGACGGCACCAAGCUCGCCACCGGCUCCAAAGACACUACAGUCAUAAUUUGGCAAGUGGACCCGGAGAGCCACCAGUUGAAGCUGCUGCGGACCCUGGAGGGUCAUGCGUACGGCGUCUCUUAUUUAGCCUGGAGUCCGGAUGACACCUACCUGAUCGCCUGCGGACCCGACGACUGCUCCGAGCUGUGGCUCUGGAAUGUUCAGACGGGGGAGCUGCGGACCAAAAUGUCCCAGUCCCAUGAAGACAGUCUGACCAGCGUGGCCUGGAAUCCUGAUGGCAAACGCUUUGUCACCGGAGGACAGAGGGGGCAGUUUUAUCAGUGUGACCUAGACGGUAACCUGUUGGACUCCUGGGAGGGCGUGCGGGUGCAGUGUCUGUGGUGCCUGGGUGAUGGCAGAGCAGUGCUGGCCUCCGACACCCACCAACGUAUCAGGGGCUACAACUUCGAGGACCUUACGGACAGAAACAUAGUUCAGGAGGACCACCCCAUUAUGUCUUUUACUGUUUCAAAGAACGGAAGAUUAGCUUUGUUAAAUGUAGCAACUCAGGGAGUGCACCUGUGGGACCUUCAGGACCGAGUGCUGGUGAGGAAAUACCAAGGUGUGACCCAGGGCUUCUACACCAUCCACUCCUGCUUCGGAGGACACAACGAAGACUUUAUCGCCAGCGGCAGCGAAGACCACAAAGUGUACAUCUGGCACAGGCGUGGAGAACUGCCCAUCGCCGAGCUAACGGGCCACACGCGCACCGUCAACUGCGUGAGCUGGAACCCGGCCAUCCCGGGACUCAUGGCCUCCGCCUCAGAUGACGGCACCGUGCGCGUCUGGGGUCCCGCGCCCUUUCUCGACACACAAGAGGCGGACGGACUCACCGAAAACUGCAGUAACAUGGACAGUUGAUAGUCACUUAUGGAGCAGAUGACAUCUGUCUUUAACAACAAUCCAAGAAUCCCAGAAUAAAACUAAAAUCUAAAACGGGCAAAUCCAAAUCCAACGCCGACCUAAAGCAAGAAAUAGCAAACAAAAAGUCACCAAGACAAAAGAGAAAACUAAAGUGAGUAAAAAUUUGUCUCCUGACGGGCCUUGAGAAAACGGUGGAGGUGACGCACGGACACCCUGAAAAUUCGGGUCCUCGACCAAAACCUGAUCCCCGACCAAGAGGAAAGCCAGUCGAUGCCCAGCGGGAUACGAACCCCGCUCCCCACUGGCGAGCUGGAGCGGCUUGUUGUCCUGAUCCAACCGACCCGUCUUCACCCCACCACCCCCCCCCCCUCCACCCCACCCCACACCCCCUGCUACAUGGUCACCGGCCAUGCAAGGGUCUUGGAGCCUGGAGCACAUCGAGUCCCAGCGAUGCCCCCAGACUGACGGCGCAGACCAGCCGUCUUCUCAUUGGACCGCAUCUGUCUGCCUGUUUGUCUCGCGCACCAUCGCCUGUAUGAUGUCUCCACGGACACGGGUGGGGUAUUGUUGGGGGGGAGGGUGGUGCGUAGGGGGAUAUAGCAACUCUUCUGUGUGUGUAUUCUCCUCUUCCCCCACGCUCUCGCUAUAUUCUUCGCAUUCGAUCAGUUGGAAGAAGGCUGAAAAAUCCGCCGUGGGGGGAAAAAAAACAACAAAAAAACUGACCGACCAGCUGACAAAGAACACAAAAAAAAGGCUAUGCUCAAUGUUGGAAUUUUUUUAUAAUAGUCAUAGCGUAAUUCUCAUUUAAGAGGUGAAUCUUAGCUGAAGUAGUGCCCGUGGAAAGCUUUAGCGCCAAGAUUCCACUUUGUGUUUCUCGACAUUAGAAAGAAAAAAAAAAAAAAACUUUUAAUUCCUUAAUUUAACUUCUAACAAAGACAGUGGCUGUAAUGUCUCCAGCUGACAUCCCUCCCCCCCCCUCCCCCAGUCUCACUCCCCUGCUCCCUGCCCCCCCCCCCCUUUUGUCGAGCUAUCUACCGCACAACUCCAUGACAUCUGCCUAGGAGGAGAUGGACGGAGGGAUUCACAGUUCACAUAUCAACGGCGGCUGGGGGGGGGGGGGGGGUCCACGUCCACGUCCACGUCCACGUCCACGUCCACUGUCAGGACACAUGCUUUGACCUUUACCCAAAAGACACGCUCUCGGAUGUGAAAGAGUUUCAAGUGCGAGUUGGACUGCACACCGGUGACUGCCCUCUGUGUGUGUGUGUGUGUGUGUGUGUGUGUGUGUGUGUGUGUGUGUGUGUGUGUGUGUGUGUGUGUGUGUGUGUGUGUGUGUGUGUGUGUGUGUGUGUGUGUGUGUGUGUGUGUGUGUGUGUGUGUGUGUGUGUGUGUGUGUGUGUGUGUGUGUGUGUGUGUGUGUGUGUGUGCGUGUGUGUGAGACCUGACAUUUGUUCGCGCAGGUGUAAUUGCCGCUUGUUUUUUUUGUUUUUUUGUAUGCGUGUUCAAUUCACACCAGCAGAAGGUUCACCCCCCCCCCUCCUCCUCCUCCUCCUCCUCCCCCCUCCGUGCUCCUAAUCCCGUAGUAAAAUUGUAAAGAGGAUUUUAAACCAAUUCUAAGUUAUCCAAAGCUCCGUCGGGACCUCUAUCUGUGGAACAAGGAAUAUGUGAGCACCGUUUUGCAAAAGAAAAUCUUUUCUUUAAUCUGGGGCUAUAAUUUUUACAUUCUAAUUUUUUUGUUGUUUUUCUCCUUUACCGAGUGGCCCUGAGUUAUUGGCAGCGGAUCGCCUAGUGUGGGUAAAAAGAAGAAGAAGAAGAAGAAGAGAAAAAAAAAAAGGAUGAGCAGUUUGAGUGAGGCAUGUUUAAAAAAAAAAAAAAGCUGUAAAACUGUUGUGUCAUUAGCGAAGGGGUCAUUUCAUAUGAGAAGUUAUUGAUUGUAAUUUGUGGACGAGUAGUAGUUGGCACGGCCGUAGAGACGAGAGGCACCAACAACCAGAAGCACCCCCCCCCCAACCCCCCCCCACGCUGUAAUCCUAAAACACACACACACACACACACUCUGCCUUCCUGUUCAUACAGUUGCACACAAAUCUUCGGUCCGUAUCCCCCCCCCCCCCCCCCCCCCUCCUCACCAACUGCACUGGCAUAAAUCCAGGAGCUAGUCACAGUCUUGUCCUCUCGGCCCGGUGGGGGACGGCUCACAGGUUUGGAAAUGGCACGGACUCUGAGCUGAAGGAAUGGAACCCUCGCCACGCCGCGGGCAGUGACCCGUCGUCCUGUAGACUUUGCGGAACUGAACGUGGGCCCCCCUCAGAGGGCAUAGCAGCACGAGGGCCACUCUUGGAACUUAGAGAGAAGUCAGCGUUACGUUAAACACCCCCCCCCCCCCCCCACACACCCCCACACCCCCCUCCCUUUGCUCUCUGGCCAAUUUAUUCUGUGCUCAAUGCGCCCCGUUCAAAGCUUUCUUCCUCCCUUUUUGAGGGUAUGUAAUGACUAUUUGCUACAGACUGAUAUACAGUAAAACAUGUUUAAAAUCAGCGCUUUUCUGUCUGUUUUUAUUGAACUUUUUUGUUACAUCAAUGUUUUUGUUCACAUUAUAUCAUUUUUUGGUUUACCUUUAUCCCUGUAUGAUCAUAUUAAAAUAUAACCAGACA